Messenger RNA from Exophiala viscosa, 1482 nucleotides. RefSeq lists its product as uncharacterized. NCBI's taxonomy places the organism in Eukaryota, Fungi, Ascomycota, Eurotiomycetes, Chaetothyriales, Herpotrichiellaceae. The record is from RefSeq and is a predicted model, not a curated record. The coding region runs from base 1 to 1482 and encodes 493 amino acids. Gene Ontology annotation, cellular component: COP9 signalosome. The transcript has 2 exons. Gene Ontology annotation, biological process: ubiquitin-dependent protein catabolic process.
AUGGAGAAGAUCUUGGAGGAAAGUGCAUCGAUUGAUCCGGCACUCCUCCCAGAAGAUGAAGAGCAAUAUGAUAAGCUGGCGAGUGCGUUGGUCGCAAGACUGAGCAAGAUAUCGUCCCAAGAUUUGGCAUCCGCGAGAAGCGACCUUGAGGCUCUACCACCCUCUGUUCACACCAUCCUCUACCUUCAUAUCCUAUUAGCGAGCAUUGAUUCAUCCAUAGCGAGCGGUAAGGCCGCACCACGACAAUUACCAGCUGCGGUGCUGCCGGAGGGAUCACUAUGGCCUCACAUAGUUCAGCUGCUGCUGGAGUUCGAUACGAUACAGGCGCGAUAUUGUGGAACACAACUGCUGCGAAUGAUCGACUGCAUUGCCGUCGGCGCUGAACAGACAUCAAACUACAUCCCAGCCAUACAACUUCUACACCAUGUCAUCCUAAGGCUUGACAGCACAUCGUCCACACUUACAUCCACCCACCGCACCUUUGUUCGACUUUGCCUCCUCGCACAAGCAUAUACGGAGGCUGUCGACAUUCUAGAUAGGCCUAUCUACCACAUUCCCACCAGCCAGCAUGAUGCCAGCGGUAUCCCCGAGCUCUGCUCUUCUUCGCAGCCGGUCUGGGUGUAUCUAAGUCCGGUGACAGGCCUGACGCAACCGAUCACAAGUCGGACGUACAUGGAAUACUAUCUACUUGGAGGCAUGUGCUAUAUGGCCGCGCGACGAUACCGAGAUGCAUUCUUCUUCCUCGAGGUUGUGCUUUCGGCGCCAACCGUUCAAAACGUCGCCAGCUCAGUAAUGGUCGAAGCAUACAAGAAGUGGCUACUAGUUGGAUUGUUGCUGAAUGGCACACCUCCAACAGUCCCAAAGGCUGCUUCACAAACCGCAAUCAGACAUAUUCGAGCCAUCGCCAAGCCAUACGAAUGCGUUGCUGAUGUUUUCAAAACAAACAACAUCGCACGGCUUCGUGCCGAAAUAGAGGUGGGCAACGGCAUCUGGCAAGAAGACGGAAACUACGGCCUCAUGGCGGAAGUAUUCCAGUCAUUCCGCAAAUUCGCAAUCCUCAAGUUAGGGAAGACAUUUGCUGCGCUUCCUCUGUCUGAAGUCGCCCGGAUGACUUCCCCAGAUGCAUCAGAUGUCAGCGAGACCAAAGCCUACCUUGAAGCUCUGAUUGCCGCUGGAGGCAUCAGCGCAGUGACCACGGCUUCCAACGACAUCUCGAAUGAGAUGCUCCGUUUCUUGCCGGCACCGACCACGCAGACAACAGAGGCUCAAAUAGGAACGGUACUUGGAUCUCAAACUCGUGAGCUUCGAUUGCUCCUCAGCCACGUCCAGGACACCGAAUAUCGCAUGGGGAUUAGUCGAGAAUAUAUUGACUAUCUCAAAAAGUUGAAAAAGUUGAAAGAGGACGAGAAGAAGAAUGCAAUCAAUGCUAAAUUCAACCCUACUGCCGACGAUGUCGAUGAGGACAUGAUGGAAGAACUCUAG